Molecule: messenger RNA, 2797 nt
Organism: Hypanus sabinus (Atlantic stingray)
Lineage: Eukaryota; Metazoa; Chordata; Chondrichthyes; Myliobatiformes; Dasyatidae
Gene: pink1
Product: PTEN induced kinase 1
Exons: 8
Coding region: 137-2002 (621 amino acids)
Biological process (GO): protein phosphorylation; regulation of apoptotic process; positive regulation of mitochondrial fission
Cellular component (GO): mitochondrion
Molecular function (GO): ATP binding; protein serine/threonine kinase activity
Source: RefSeq, a predicted model, not a curated record
CGACAGCGCCAGGUGGCGCUCACAAUUGCGCUCUCGCCGGCCAUCACCUGAGUCGAGAGCCGAGCGGUUGACGCAGCAACACCGUGGCCGGUCCCCGGGGAUGAAGUGUCGCCUUGUCCACUUCUAAGCUUCCGGCAUGUCGAUGCGCAAGCUGCUGGCCCGCGGCUGGCAGCUAGGCCGGUUGGCCUUGCCACAUGUCACCCCCGCGGUCAGGGUCGGGCCGAGCGCCCCGGUUCUGCGGCCUCGGGUCAGGCAGCCGCUUCAGUGCGUGCUGCCAGCCCGUUACCGGUUCUUCCGCCACUCGGUUGGCAGCCUGGCCGCCCAGCUGCAGCGCCAAGCGUUUGGACGGGGCCGCGGGACCUUGCUGGCCUUCGGACUGGGCCUGGGUUUCGUCGAACAGCAGGCGGAGGAGAUAAGGGCAUACACUACUGUGUGCGACCAGUUGCAGACACAAUUUAAAAGAAAGAAAACUAAGUAUGAAAACUCUGUACCUUUGCCCACUAUUGGCCAUUGUCUAGAAGAUUACAAGAUUGGAGACCCCCUUGGAAAAGGAUGUAAUGCAGCUGUAUACAAGGCCUUUAUCUCUGAAGGAGCCAAUCCAAAAUCGAGCAGUAAAAUAAUGACAAAGGAGCGACAGCCGGAAAGUAAAAAUGAGGAAAAGAAAGCUGCUGUUGUACCAGAUAUCUCCAGCAUUUGUUCCGAAAUAAUAAAUAAUUCAACAAUUUCGCAGGAAUCAUCAAGUCUGAGUUUUGUAGUUUUGGAGAGGGAUCCACCUUCUGGACCUGUGGAGGACACCAGCUUACCGGAAGCCGGGCCCCUGGGAGACACUAGCCACCCUCUGGCUUUAAAAAUGCUUUGGAACUUGAACACAGAGUCAUCCAGUGAUGCUAUCCUGAGAACAAUGGGGAAGGAGUUGGUGCCAACCAUCCCUAAUGCUUUAUCUGGAGAGUUUAAUAAAGCCAAAGGAUUAGUUCUAUCCUCCUAUUAUAACAUGAGGAAGCUGAAACCACAUCCAAACAUUAUCCAGAUUGUCCGGGCAUUUACAGCUGAAUUUCCUCUGUUGACCGGAGCAUGGGAGGAGUAUCCUGAUGUACUGCCCAAAAGUUUGAAUCCCAAUGGGUUUGGAUGCAGCCACACCCUCUUUCUGGUGAUGAAAAGCUAUCCUUGUACCCUGAAGCAGUACUUGGAAGUGUGCAGCCCCUGGAGUGGGUAUGCUGUGCAGAUGAUUCUUCAGUUACUAGAGGGAGUGGAUCAUCUGGUUCAGAAUGGCAUUGCACACAGAGACCUGAAGGCUGAUAAUAUUCUGGUGGAGUUCGAUUCAGUUGGCUGGCCACGUUUAGUGAUCACAGAUUUUGGCUGCUGUCUGGCAAAUUGUGAUCGUGGAUUGAAGCUUCCCUUUACCAGUAUGGAGGUUGACCGGGGAGGAAAUACCUGUCUCAUGGCUCCUGAGAUUUGUACAGCAGUGCCUGGACCCAGAGCAUCCAUUGAUUAUAGCAAAUCUGAUGCCUGGACAGUGGGUACACUAGCCUAUGAGAUUCUGGGACUUCCGAAUCCCUUUUAUCCACGUGGAAUGAAUUAUCUGGAGAGCAGGAAUUAUGAAGAGAACAAGCUACCACCUUUGCCAAACUACAUUCAUAGAAAUGUGAGACAGGUGGUGAAGCUUUUGUUGUGCAGAGACCCCAAGAAACGCCUAUCAGCAAGAAUUGCCGCAAACAUGUUGCACCUACAACUGUGGAAUUCAGAGCUUCUCGCUUUAGCAGAAAUCACUGCGGAGGAGUUAUUUGACUGGCUUUGCUACCAGUUUCUGCCCACCUGCCUGCAGUUUACAGUGAGUUGUGAAUCAACAGUGCAGACCGAACUGAAGAGGAACUUCUUGGCAAAUCUCAGUUUUGAAGAUCUAAACCUGACACUGGAUCUACUGCUAGCUGGGGAAAAACAACUGAAGUUCACCAAUAAUCCUGUGGGUUCCAAAACUGAAUUGGGAGGAAACAAAUGCUACUAAUUACAGGUCGAGAAAUAAGGCACUGAAUUUAGCUCCUAAUUAAAAAGAUGAAUGUGCAUUUAAUGAAUUGGGGCGUAUGGUGGAGCAGUAGUUAGAGGUAAAUAGUUUUUUUGCCGUUCAUGACUGGCACCAAGGAGGGUAUCCUUAAUUGGCUUCUGUAGAACUUGAACAGUUAGUUAAUAAUAAACUUGCACAUUUAUUUCCUGUUUCCUGAAGAAUGUUAAUUUGAAAUGGAGUUUAGUUCAUUGCUCAGGUAACUUUGCAUUGCUUGUACCUCACCCUGAGAAUGUGAAUUUCAGGGUGGUAUAUGAUGACAUAGGUAAUAAAUGUACUUUAAUUUAAAAACCCCUAUCCUGGCACAUAACACUUUAAUCUCUUACUUUUUGUUCCCAUUUUUAAAGAAAGCUGUCCAUGACACAAAGUGCAAGCAUUUAUCAAGUUGUAAAAGGUGAGUGAAGUGAAGACAUUGUUUAAGUAGCACAGGUGAUGUCACAAAGGCCCAAUGUUUUAAUAUCUACCUUGUAGGAAGAAAGUGGACGUUAGGAGUUCUACACUUGAGAUUUUAGGGAAGGAAGAAAAAGUUUACAGAUGUGAGCUAUUAAUUCAGUGCGUGGAAAGUCUGAUUGAUCUUGAAUGUAAUCUAAGCACUAUUUUCCUUGUUUGUGAUUUCUGCAUUGUGAAAUCUAUUAAGCUAAUGACUUGGCAUUCAUACUGAUUGACAUAUGUUUUCAGUUUGUAUUUGCAAUAUAGCUCUGUUAAACUGAUUUAAGUAAAAAAAAAUUGAAAUUUUGAACA